Messenger RNA from Aspergillus bombycis, 828 nucleotides. Its product is annotated as SDR family NAD(P)-dependent oxidoreductase. The record is from RefSeq and is a predicted model, not a curated record. NCBI's taxonomy places the organism in Eukaryota, Fungi, Ascomycota, Eurotiomycetes, Eurotiales, Aspergillaceae. Bases 1 to 828 code for a protein of 275 amino acids. The transcript is spliced from 7 exons. Gene Ontology annotation, molecular function: oxidoreductase activity.
AUGGUAUCUGCUAGAGCUUUCGACUUCACUGGUGAGGUGGCAAUUGUCACAGGUACAGGGUCACGCAUACCUGGCGAGAUCGGCAAUAGGCGCGCAACUGCUAUUCUUCUCGCUAGACAAGGCGCCAAGGCCCAGGAAACAAAGCGCAUGAUUGACCUUGAAGGUGGCAUAUCGGAGGUUAUGCAAACCGAUGUGACCGAUGAAGAAAGCUGCAAGAAUGCCGUUUCUAAGACCGUUGAACUUUUCGGGACGGUUAGCAUACUUGUCAAUAUUGUCGGAGUCGGUGGCGCGAUGGGAGACGCUACCAAAGUUGAUCUCGCAGCAUGGGAGCGCGACUUCAAAAUCAAUGUCACGAGCAUGGUAUUAAUGAGCAGACAUACCAUCCCAGAAAUGAGAAAAAAUGGGCGGGGUGCCAUUGUCAACAUGUCCUCUGUCAGCGGUCUUCUCGGUGGAAAUCCCAGCCUCUUAUAUCCUACAACCAAAGGAGCAAUCAUUCAAAUGACUCGCGCCAUGGCCGCCCAGCAUGGCCCUGAAAAUAUUCGCGUGAACUGUGUUUGCCCGGGCAUGGUCUUCACCCCUAUGGUACGAGGCAGAGGCAUGACCGAUAAAAUGAGACAAGACCGGAUCAACCAAAACCUGUUAAAGCAGGAGGGAACAGGUUGGGAUGUUGGCUAUGCGAUCCUCUUUCUCUGUAGCAAAGAAGCAAAAUGGAUCACUGGCUUGAUUAUGCCUGUUGAUGGGGGCACAACCGCAGGAAAGGCAGACAGGCCAGCCUUGAAGGCUGAUACACUCGCAGAGGAGAACACAAAUAUUCCCAAUAACGCUUGA